AUGGUGACCACGAGAUUACAAGAGAGACUGGGUCUUGACACGCCCAAUUCUUCCAGUGUUGAAGACACGUCCAAUCGUACCGUAUCGCCAACUAUAUCACGAGCGUCGAAAAGGCAAGCAGCAUCGAAGAAUGAGAUUCCCAAGAACAGCGCCAAUUCAGAAGCUUCCAAAAUUUCUGUCGAGGCCGACCAAACGCCACAACCACGACACUCCCGGAUCGACACGCCAGUCACCACUAAUCAGCACAAGCUCCCUCAACGUUUGAAAUCACCAGUUGAAUUCUACACCCCACGGCAAGCAAAAACUCCCGCGAACAAGAGGAAACGAUUUGACAGCAACGAGCCUGAGGACUCGAUUCUCGACACGUUCCAAACGCCCGCGGAAUAUCCACAGACCCGCAAUGUUGCAACGGAAGAACAAGAUGAUGACGAUGAUGAUGGUGGUGAUGAUAGCGACGCUGCGCCGGAGGUGGUGAGUACACGGAGUUCAGCUCGGCGAUCUUCUCGAAACCCACGGGGAAGUGCAACCAAAGGCAGUACCAGCAAGCGAAGAAAGACCGCCACUCUGCCGACCACUGAGGACAAAGAGCCAAACCUAGCCUCAACCUCGGACACCAUCGAUGUCAUCUCGCCGAAGCCGACCUCAGUCGGGACGGACGUUGUACGCGACCAAUCGACCACAGAAGAGGCGCCUGACGCCGAGGUCACAGGUGCAACAGCCACGGCGAUCAACGACCAGGAUGAGCCUGAGCCUGUAGCCAAUCCAGCCGACAAUCCGAGUUUGACAGAUUCGGACACCACCAUAACCGCCCACCCCACGGCUACCGAUCAGGCCAGCGAGUCUCUUUCGAAAGUGGAAGAAUCAUCCGCUGCAACCAAGAUAGAGGAUGCAAGCACCAUCGUCGUAGAGCCGACCACCGGUAACCACGACGACGACGACGACGACGACGACGACGACGACGACCAAGAAGAGCCGACAGAAUCAAAUGUCCCUCCCGUGCCAUCGUCACCCACAAGGCGGGACCAAGACAAACCCGUUGCUUCGCACGUCCAAUCCGAAACAUUGUCACCUUCGCCGAGCGCUUCCUUACGAGUACCUGUUCCCGCCGUCACCAAUCCCACAACCACCACCACCACCGCCUCCGCCGCAAAACAAUCAACCCCCAUUUCUCACAUACAAUCCACCGCCCACACCGACUCUGCACAUACACGCCCAUCCGGCAUCGUCAAGAAAGCCAGAAGCGCCAAAAGCACCUCGUCGACACCGUCCACACAACGUCAGCCCGCGUCGGCCGCCCUGCCCCACCACGAACACCUCCUCAAGGCCAAGCCCACGCCGACGACGUCCUUGCAACAUUUCCGGAGCCGCAUGUUAAAUCGACACGUUCGGACCACGGACUUUGGAGGUCCAGGGCCGAAGAAGGUCAAGUUUGUGGGUGCAUGA
This is a messenger RNA of Exophiala spinifera, 1443 nucleotides long. RefSeq lists its product as uncharacterized. The record is from RefSeq and is a predicted model, not a curated record. The transcript has a single exon. The coding region runs from base 1 to 1443 and encodes 480 amino acids. Lineage: Eukaryota; Fungi; Ascomycota; Eurotiomycetes; Chaetothyriales; Herpotrichiellaceae.